This is a messenger RNA of Mesocestoides corti, 648 nucleotides long. NCBI's taxonomy places the organism in Eukaryota, Metazoa, Platyhelminthes, Cestoda, Cyclophyllidea, Mesocestoididae. The record is from the annotation of a GenBank genome assembly.
AUGACAGCAGCCAACACUGGUUUGGACCUGAUUAGGAGUUUGAAGCGUGGAAGCUCUCAUAGUCUUGCCCCCUAUGAAGAGGAAAAGGUUCGUCGCUGCAUGGAGGAAAUGCGGACUCUCUAUGAGGAAAAUAGGCACGACGUUGCAAGUCUUCGGCUGCCAUCUCAAAGCUCCGACUCUGCAGGCGAAAGUAGCCUUGAUGGUGGAAGAGAAAAUCUCAUCCAGACUGUUCUUAUCCGUCAUGCGACAAUGGAACGCAUUAAACGCUGCCUCCUGGCCUACCAUCACUGCCGCCUGAUGCAACUCAAGGAAAUACGCUGGCAGUAUGGUGCGGUCAUACCAAAAGAAAUUCGCAAGAAUUUUUCCCAAAGUGAGCUCUCCUGGUUUAACAAGUACUGCGCUUCGUUGACGUCCUACAUGCAGGCCGACUCCAAGGAAACUGGCGGUGCUGGCGGGCUUGAUUUGACCCAGUCACUGAGACCCCCCAAGUCCCUGCUGCUGGAGGUGCGCUGCCUGAAGGACUACGGGGAGUUCGAAACGGAGUGUGGCGGUGUGCUCAACCUCACCAAAGGCAGCCAGCACCUCAUGUUCCGCAAUGACUGCGAAAACCUCAUCUUGCAGGGCGUUUUGCAGCAUAUCGUCGACUGA